UUUUUAUGUAAACAUCUAAAAUAUCUAACUUUAUCUUUGCAGAUACAUAUAUCCAUGGACCCCCAGCAAAUACUGAAAGCUACUGCAUUUAUGCUUUUAAUGAUAAUAGGUAUCCCAGGAAAUUUGUUUAUUUUAGUUCAAUUUACUUACAUUAGACUAAAGGAGAGGAAAUUAUUAUCAAAUAAUAAAAUAUUGACAGUGCUCUCCUUUAAUAAUUUUCUGAUUAUCAUAGCACGUGUUAUUCCACAGACAUUGGAUGCUAUUGCAGUUGAGAACUUGCUUGAUGAUACAGAGUGCAAACUUGUCCUAUACACUUAUAGAGUUAAUAGGGCAAUGUCUAUAGGUGUUACCAGUUUACUAAGCUGCCACCAAUGUAUUCUUAUUGCUCCAAUGACAGGAAUGUGGGUGUACCUUAAACAAAAAGUGUUAAAAAAUCCAACUAUUAUAAUUUUGUUCUUUUGGAUUAUGAAUCUCUCAACUUACCCUGUCUUUGUCAUGAAUGCCCAUGCCAGGAAAAACAUAUCCGCAGCUUAUGCCCUUCAUGUGAUAUAUUGUGAUGCUGAAUUCCUAAACCAGAUAUCUUAUAUUGCCAAUGGAGUUUUUUACACUGUUCGGGAUUUGAUUUUUGUGACACUAAUGAUUGGGGCAAGCAGCUACAUUGUAUUGACUUUGUUUAACCAUGAAAAAAGUAUGAGAAAAAUGAAGAGUUUGAACAAUCCCCAAAGGAGAUCAGCUAUAGAUAAAGCUUCAAGAACUGUCUUUUUAUUGGUAGCCCUUUAUGUCUUGCUUUUCGGAUUAGAUAACUCUUUGUGGAUCUAUACAUUAACCGUACCUAAAGUGGAGACUGAAAUCAAUGACAUUCGUAUAUUUGUAGCUUGUUGCUAUGCAGCUCUAAGUCCCAUACUUGUAAUAACAACAAACCCCAAACUGCAAAUUAGCUUCUUAUACCUGUAUAAACGGAGACCCUUCCAAAAUAUGUUAUCAAGUGAUGUAAAUGUGUAUUGUAUAACAACACAACAAAACAAUGGUAAUUUAUGUUCAGCAUUACAAACAGUAUUUGACGAUGGGAAAUUCAGUGCAAAUACAUGCAGUAAAAUAAAUAAUAUUGCCAAAACUUCAGCCAGGUGAACCAUUCUCUUAAAGGGCUAAGCUAAUGUAUGAGAUUUUUUGCAUAAUGAACAGAGCAACCUCUAUCCUUCUUGUAUAUCUUGUAUACUCUACUGAUUUCAAAGGUGUUUUGAAACAUCAGCUGUAAAACAUAAAAUGUGGAUGUUGGAGUGCAAAUAAAAUCUUUUCUCCAUUUAAAUGGUUCUGAAACUAGUCAGUUAUCUAUCUUGAGAAGAGGGCCAUUUGACUUGAAAUCACAAGUUCUCAAUAAAGGGGAAAAAAAGGCAAUCCAAUCCAAA
Messenger RNA from Rana temporaria (common frog), 1406 nucleotides. Its product is annotated as olfactory receptor class A-like protein 1. Gene Ontology annotation, molecular function: pheromone receptor activity. The record is from RefSeq and is a predicted model, not a curated record. Gene Ontology annotation, cellular component: membrane. The transcript has a single exon. NCBI's taxonomy places the organism in Eukaryota, Metazoa, Chordata, Amphibia, Anura, Ranidae. Bases 55 to 1128 code for a protein of 357 amino acids. Gene Ontology annotation, biological process: G protein-coupled receptor signaling pathway.